AUGUCUAAAGUUAACACACUCCAACCCCAAAAGGCAAAGGAGCCACAGCAGAAACAACAGCAGUCGAAGAAAGAAAAAGGGUCCAACAACACCGGACAACCACCGAGCGUGCCCGCAAAAGACCUGUUCCACCGACUCAACUAUUCCCUGCAAGCUUCAGUCUUCCUUCAGUCCCUAGGAGAGUCAUCUGGGAGCUGUCAACAAGAUGGCGGAAGAGAGGUGAAUGUGGUGAAAGACAGGAAGGGCAAGCGGCGAGCUGUCGAAAAUCCUUCCAGCAGCGAAGAAGGCUUCCGCAAGCUCGCGAGGAUUGGAAUGAGGGAAAGCAAUACCAUGGUUGUACAUAACCAGCUGAAACUGGAUCCAUCGUUCAAACGAGCCAUAUGUAAAGGCUGUUCUGCCGUACUGGUACCGGGUCUAACGUGCCGGGUUCGAAAUAGAGCCAACAAGAACACCUUCUCCAUCGCGCACCAGACUUGCCUCACCUGCUCUACCCGUCUCUCCAUCCCAGCUCCUCCUACGUCCCUCUCCUCCGCCUCUCGCUUGUCGUCCUCGGUCCCAGCGGACCCUUCAGCACCCAGUCACACUGUAGAGGACUCCUUGGGUGAUCCACUGGAUGGCCCGAUCAGAGCUGCGAGGAGACAGAAGGCAGCCAAAAGGAGAAAGGCUCCAUUCCACCAGCUUGAGGGAGCGGACAACGUGUUCGAUGGGAGAAAAGGCCAUGUCUUGUGGAAGGGCGAAGAAAAAGUGGAAGGCUGGGGAAUACAAGUUCCCAGACAUGAAGCAGCAUAA
Molecule: messenger RNA, 789 nt
Organism: Cryptococcus wingfieldii CBS 7118
Lineage: Eukaryota; Fungi; Basidiomycota; Tremellomycetes; Tremellales; Cryptococcaceae
Exons: 3
Coding region: 1-789 (262 amino acids)
Biological process (GO): tRNA processing
Cellular component (GO): nucleolar ribonuclease P complex
Source: RefSeq, a predicted model, not a curated record